AUGAAAAAUUCUUAAGGCUAAAAUAAGCUAUUAUUUAGCAAAAGAACUAGGACUACAUUAACAUUAAAUUAAGAAACUAAUUAGUCUUCAAAUUAAACAAGAAAAUCAUAAACUUAAGUUAUCAAUUUUAAUCAGUAAGAUGUUAAUCAGAAUCAAGAUAAGUUUUAUUAUUCAACUAGACAAGGCUCUCCAAAAAAGCAUAGGCAAACUAAAAGUAUAUAAUAGUAUAAUACAAUAGGUUUGGGUGAUACUUUAAUGAAAUCUACUUCAUAGAAAUCUAUAAAGACUUCUCAAAGAGAUUUUCAAGAGAGUAACCUAAUUAAAGAAGGGACCAUGUAUAAGAAGAUUUCUCCAAAAAUAAUCUUUUAAGAUAAUAAAAUAAAUGUUUAUUUUGUGAAGGAAAUCAAUAAAUUUACACAUUCAAAUGAAACAAAAAUAUCAUCUUAAGAUAUUGGUCAUAGAGAACAAACGAUAUAAGAAGUAUAUAAUCCAAGAGUUUCAAUAAAAGGGCCAAUGAUAUCUGGUUAAAAUUAAUUAUAAGCCAGAAUAACAUAAGGAAUUCUAAGUGAUCCCAAACAUUUGUUUGCAGUUUCAACUAAGAAGAUUAAACUUGAUAAAAAUGAGUCCUUGAAUACUAGUGUCAAGUCAUCCUUAUGUAAAUUGUUGAAAUUAUAUCAUUGA
Messenger RNA from Paramecium sonneborni, 681 nucleotides. NCBI's taxonomy places the organism in Eukaryota, Ciliophora, Oligohymenophorea, Peniculida, Parameciidae. The record is from the annotation of a GenBank genome assembly.